CUUGGCCUAUAGCAGGGGAACGUUCGGGUUCUGGGGCGGGACACGCUGAUAGGCUCCACCCCUUGCGCUGCAAAGCAAACGGGGCCUGCAUCACUCUCGGGUUUGUUCAGGGAAGAGGAGGAGGCGCUUGCUGGCGUUGCCAAGGGCGUAGUGGCGCUGCUGUCCAAAUGGAACCCAACCUGCAGUUCUGGAUUUCCGAACGCCAAGCCUUUUUUCGAAGAUUUUGUCAGUGGAUGGAUUUAUUAGAUCCUGUAAACAUGUUUAUUUCAAUUGGAAGCAUAGAAAAAUCACGACAGUUGUUGUUUACCACUGAAGAUGCACCCAAACACUACCUGGAUAACCAAGUGAUUAAAGACGCAUGGAAUAAGAGUCUUUCAACUGUGCACCCUGAUAGCAGCAAGUUGAUCCCCCAUCUUUUUCGACCUGCAGCUUUCCUGCCUGUGACAGCACCCAUGGUAUUUCUAUUGAUGAUGCCAGACACUGGAAUAAAGUCCAUCAUUUUAACUCAGGGUUGCUUGUAUGGAUACACCACAGCCUUUAACAUCACCAAUGGAAAUGCCAGUUAUAGUCAUGGACCAGUAGAGAGAACAUUGUUGGGAGCAGGGGUGUUUGUGUCUUCAACUUUCAUUGGAUUAAUUCCUCAUCUCUUUCAAAUGAAGUAUCCCCUGAAUAACUUUUGGCUUAAAAGAACCUUGCCAAUCGUCUUUCUUGCCCAAGUCAGUGGAAUGAAUGUUUUUGCAUCCCGCAGUUUUGAAAACCAUCGAGGAAUUGAGGUGAUGGAUAAGGAAGGCCAUGUCGUAGGCCAUUCCAGAAAAGCUGGAAGAAAGGCUAUUAAAGAUACAGCGAAAUCCAGAGCAGUGCUGUUUGGGACCUCAGCCUUGGCCCCUGAACUCUUUAUCCACAUCUUUAAAAGGACGCGGUUUUACCCACAGACUCUGCUGUCACUCGUGAUCCUGAGAAUGAGUUCUACAUUCUUUACAAUGGGACUGAUGGUGCCAGUGUCAUUCAGCAUGUUUCCACAGAUUGGACAGAUCCAGUGCAGUCAGCUUGAGGAGAAGAUUCAAUCUUCUACAGAAGAAAAGGAACUCUUCUAUUACAGAGGGGUAUAGGAACAAGUUUAUCUCCUGUUUGGAAAUCUUUGGCCCCUCAAAGAGCACUGCCAUGGUCCUCAGGGUUCCCAGCAACACUUGUGCAGCAAGCUGGCUUCAGUGCCUGAGUCUAACCGAAAGAAGAGCAGCACCCAGGGGACUGCUGAGAUGAAGUAAGAGUCAGCCCGGGGAAGGAUAAUGUGACCCUGUGAAUAAACCUGUCUGAAGUUGAGUACUUGAAAGAAAUCA
This is a messenger RNA of Mus caroli (Ryukyu mouse), 1337 nucleotides long. RefSeq names its product sideroflexin 4 (gene Sfxn4). Gene Ontology annotation, biological process: monoatomic ion transport; mitochondrial transmembrane transport. The record is from RefSeq and is a predicted model, not a curated record. Gene Ontology annotation, molecular function: monoatomic ion transmembrane transporter activity. Lineage: Eukaryota; Metazoa; Chordata; Mammalia; Rodentia; Muridae. Gene Ontology annotation, cellular component: mitochondrial inner membrane.